Messenger RNA from Panicum virgatum (switchgrass), 1040 nucleotides. RefSeq names its product external alternative NAD(P)H-ubiquinone oxidoreductase B1, mitochondrial-like. Lineage: Eukaryota; Viridiplantae; Streptophyta; Magnoliopsida; Poales; Poaceae. The transcript has 2 exons. Bases 194 to 667 code for a protein of 157 amino acids. The record is from RefSeq and is a predicted model, not a curated record. Gene Ontology annotation, molecular function: calcium ion binding.
AAAAUGGGGUGUGCCCCUCGCGCACGGACGCUCCCGUGCGCACCCUGCCCCGAUGCCGUUCUUUAGGAUCUGACGGAUGGUGCAGUGAACGGCUCGGCUUCCUCGCAGGGAUCGACUUCCGCGUGACCUCGGCUCGUUGAAUCGAAUAGCCGCCCGGCUCCGCUUCAUUGCUCCCGGCUUCUCCAAUCGAGCCAUGACGCUCCAAUCAUCGGCAACGGCGGCUGCGGCGACGGCGGGAGGCUUUGCGGCGGUGCGGCGAGCGAAGAGCUGGUGGAGCGGGAGAAGAGCGGCCUCGACGCUGCCCACUCCGCGGCGGACUCCGGCCGCUUCCAUCCGCCGCGACCCUGCUCCCGCCGGUGCCUCCGCCCCAGCGCGCCGGAGCCCUCGCUGCCGGCCGUCGCACGCGCGAGGCCCUCGCUGCCAGCCGUCGAGCACCCAAAAAUUAUUGUUUGCCUUCUCUGAAGAUGUUGCUGCCAUAUUCAGAGUAGCAGACAAGGAUAACUCUGGCACUUUAACUGUGAAGAAAAUAAAAGAUGUUCCUGGAGACAUCUGUGAGAGAUACCCACAAGUGGAGUUGUAUCUUAAAUCCAACCAAAUGAAGGGCUUCCAUGAUCUACUCAAGGACUCGGAUGGCAACUCCAAGGAGUUGAAAGAACUGGACAUUUAGGCCACAUUUUUCUGUUGCAUUUUCUGAAUAUAUCCGUGUUGUAAUAGUACUCACUCUCCUAACUGAUAGAACUCUGAAGUGAUUUCACCAAAGGAACUCCACAAUGCACACAAAAGGAUUACAAGCUCCAUAUUACAAGCUCUGAAAUAAGCUAUCUGAAAUAAGCAAUCAGAUAACAGGUUCCAUAUUACAAGCUCCAAAUUAUAAGCUCUGAAAUGGUGGGCAAAAUCAGGAAUCUAUGUAUCAGUGACAGUUCUGAAAUCUGACACUUUUCUUAUAUAGCAGCUCACCUUUUCCAUAAUUUAUUUUAGAGAUUUCAGUGGUUGUAAUAUGGAGCUGCCCACUGCCAUAAUUUAAUUUCUUGUCUUUCAUU